Molecule: messenger RNA, 2310 nt
Organism: Didymodactylos carnosus
Lineage: Eukaryota; Metazoa; Rotifera; Eurotatoria; Philodinida; Philodinidae
Source: the annotation of a GenBank genome assembly
UCAAAAUAGACAUCCAUACACCAUUCGAUAGAGAAUUUCAAGGGCUACAUUUUGCACUAGUUACAUUAAAGAAAUGAGCCACUUUAAUUUUUCGCCUAAUGUCCGCCUGGAUGCCCACUGUGUGAGUUAUAUGUACUACACUUCAAAGAAAACGUGUUCUUCGAGGUUUCAGAGAACGAGUUGAAGAUCUCAUUUAAGUUCUAUGAAAUAUGAAGAACUUAAUUUCUAGUUUUCGAUAAAAAAUGAGUUUUCACUCAUUUUAGUUUUUCAGAAACUUUGUUUUUAAAGUUUUGGAAAACACAAUAUUUCUUUUGAGUUCUCUGCAGAUCUCGAGUUGCAAAAGGAAAAGAAAAUCACAUAUUUCAAUCACCGCUUUUGUUUUGCUCCUAAUAUUUGUAAAGGACAUGAUCUUUUCUUACAGAAGCUUAAACUUGUUCUCAGAAAGUUCUGUUUAUGUACAACAAGGUGCACACUGCAAGAACAUGUUUGUUCUUGAUAACAGAGUUUUAAAAUUCGAUUCGAACCCAACGAAUCGAGUACCCGGGUCGAAUGAGGCUUCAGAUGACAAUCGAGUUAGGAUGUGGGUUACAUAGCUUUCUCUACUUGUGCAGGUUUCCAGUUGACGAUGUUUAUACUGAAUAAACGAAUAAUUCUACAUAUGAUCACAGAUAUCAUACUGAUUACAAAGCGUUGACUGGUGAAAAGAGGAAUUAAGAUGCAGAUUUUUGAAAAAGUCGAAAAAAAGAAAUGUAUUUUUCGGCCUGAUGUUUUCUGGAAGAGAAAUGUCCUAAAUAGGGAUUUUAAAAAGGAAAAACUCAAUUUCUGUUCUUCCGGAAAAUGAAAAAAUCAGUUUUACAAAUUAUCAGAAAACAUAUCAAGUCACUGUUUCGGACAAGUGAAAAACACAGUUUCAGUUUUCUGAAGAAGUCCGCUUUUUUAGAGUAUAGCGAGAAAAGGUAGAUGUAAUUUCUGUGCGAAUCGCUAGAUGGAUGAUACUCAACUAACCAGAACUUUUAGGAUCAUCUCGAUCAAUAUCACUCAAAUAUCAAAUGUAAGUAUUGUCAUGAAUUGUUUCCAUCGUCCGGUCAAUUAAACAAUCAUGAAAUCCCAUGUUCAAAAGAGGAAUUACACUGUCCAUUAGCUAAAUAUGGAUGCGCCGAUCAGACAACUCGAGGUGAAUUUGCCUUACAUUUACUAAGGGAACCACAUCAAAGAGCUUUAGUGUCAGCCUGCACAGAAAUCCAGACUCAAACUGAAUUACUGGCCCGUAGUACCCAGGCAACGACAGUCGUGACGGACCCUCAUUCUCUUAACGUUAUCAAGCAAGAAGAAGUUGAACCACAAAAUAUGGAACUUGGAAUGAUGGAUUCUCGCAGCUUCAGUAGUACGUCAAAUAUUAUUCCUCAAAGUGCAAGUCAUACGGAUGAUCUGUUCAGAGAAUCAAAAAAAUGUUCUGAUACAUUAGUAAUAUUGAAUGAAUCUAUUCAGAGAUUAUCGGAAGAUACGAGUCGAUUAAACACUGACUCUCAACGUCUAAAUCAGCUCUUACAAUCAGCUCAGAAGGAAAUAAAGGAAAUUAAACUAUCCGUGGAUGAAACAGAUACGUAUUUAACUGGGUUAGCACCAAAUCAAGAGAUCUUACAACAAGAAUUGUCAAGUAUAAAAGAAAAGGUGGAUGAUAUUGAAUACGUUUUUAUUGAUGGUUCACUAACUUGGAAAGUGACCAAUGUUUCCGAGAAAAUGGCAGAUGCUCAAAGUGAAAGACAAACAUCCAUUUACUCGCCUCCCUUCUACUCCUCGUUACAUGGAUACAAGAUGCGAGUACGACUAUAUCUUCAUGGAGAUGGAAACGCUCGCCGCACGCACAUGUCACUCUUUUUCGUGCUCAUGCGAGGUGAUUAUGAUGCUAUUUUGAAAUGGCCGUUCAGUCACAAAGUCACCUUUUGUUUAUUUGACCAAUCAGGUCAGAAUCGACAUGUGAUCGACUCAUUUCGUCCUGAUACCAAGUCAAAUAGUUUUCAGAGACCACGCUCAGAAAUGAAUAUCGCUAGUGGGAUUCCGAAAUUUUUUCCAUUACCAAUGAUUCAGCAGGAUGACAACAACUACGUUAAGGAAGAUACAAUGUUCAUCAAAGUGAUAGUGGACUUUGCAGAACUACCCAAGAUGAUACUACCUUUCGCACUCAGUUUGAAUCCUGGACUACCGCUUCACGUCCAACAACAUUUGAUCCAAACAGAAAUUCAGAAAAGACAGCAGGCUACUUUAACGUCGAGCGCUAGCACAACUGCAGCAGCAAGCUCAUGUGGAUAG